AUGCCUGUCGAACUUCGUAAGCGCAAAGCGCCUGCUGCCCCUCCCCCUCCUCCUGUGAAGAGAAAGGCCACUGGAAAGACCGGGAAAGCCGCCAAGGUGAAGGAGGCUGCUGCCAAGGUCGCGGAGAAGGAGGAAAAGCCUAAGAAGGCUGAGGAGCCCAAGGAGGAGCCCAAGGAGGAGCCCAAGGAGGAAGCUAAGGAAGAAGAGAAGUCUGAGGAGGAUCCAAAGACUAAGGAGCCCAAGGCCAAGAAGUCAGGAGGCAAGCUCGAGGUUGGCGACGUUGUGGACCUUGAUGAUUUUGGAGGCGAAAUUGAGACCAACGAUGGCGACAAGACUACCUUGAAGAAGCUCGUUGAUGAGAGCAAGUCCGGCGUCGUUCUCUUCACCUACCCCAAGGCAUCCACUCCCGGCUGCACAAAGCAGGUCUGCUUCUUCCGCGACUCAUACGAGCCUCUCAUCAAGGACGGCCUGGCUAUCUACGGUCUCAGCACCGACUCUCCCAAGGCCAACACGACCUUCAAGGAGAAGCAAAAGCUUCCUUACCCACUACUGUGUGACCCCAAUGCUACCCUCAUCGGCGCCAUCGGUCUCAAGAAGGCUCCCAAGGGAACGACGCGUGGUGUCUUUGUGAUUAGCAAGGAGGGCAAGGUCCUCGUUGCUGAGGCGGGAAGCCCACAGGGUACUCUUAACCGUGUGCAGGCUCUCGUUGAUGAGUUGGCUAGCAAGUAA
Molecule: messenger RNA, 729 nt
Organism: Fusarium venenatum
Lineage: Eukaryota; Fungi; Ascomycota; Sordariomycetes; Hypocreales; Nectriaceae
Source: RefSeq, a predicted model, not a curated record